Molecule: messenger RNA, 6867 nt
Organism: Phyllopteryx taeniolatus (common seadragon)
Lineage: Eukaryota; Metazoa; Chordata; Actinopteri; Syngnathiformes; Syngnathidae
Gene: slc2a9l2
Product: solute carrier family 2 member 9, like 2
Exons: 13
Coding region: 102-1679 (525 amino acids)
Biological process (GO): monosaccharide transmembrane transport
Cellular component (GO): membrane
Molecular function (GO): hexose transmembrane transporter activity
Source: RefSeq, a predicted model, not a curated record
UCUGGAAGCACCAGAUAUACACCUGGAUAAACUGAAGGUAUGACAUAUUUAUAUAGAUUAUGUCCAUGUCUUUCACACCAAGGGAUUCCUGAAUCCCUAAAAUGGAUAAACCGCAGAUGUCUGACCCAGCUGAACAGAGUGGCUCUGACAAAACCCCUGCAAAGCAGCGGGUGACAUCCUGUCUGCUGUGUGCAGCCUUCUUUGGUGCCUUUGGCUCGUCUUUCCUUUACGGCUACAACCUGUCUGUCGUCAAUGCUCCAGCAUUGUACAUUAAAGCUUUUUACAAUCGGACAUGGAUGGAGAGAUACAACGAGUCUGUCAGAGCAGAGACGAUUACGCUCCUCUGGUCCAUCACGGUCUCCAUAUUUUCCAUUGGGGGCCUUUUCGGAGCGCUGGCUGUCUCCUGGCUCCUAAAAAUACUGGGAAGAAAGGGAACCUUGUUGCUGAAUAACAUCUUUGCUGUGAUAGCUGCAUUGCUGCUGACCUUUGGCGAGAGUGCACGGUCCUUUGAGAUGUUCAUUAUUGGCCGGUUUAUAGUGGGGGUGGACUCUGGUAUAGCUCUCAGUGUACUACCUAUGUAUCUUGGAGAAAUUUCCCCAAGACAUAUCCGUGGUUCUAUCGGUCAGUUCAACUCUAUUCUGAUCUGUCUUGGAGUGUUCUUUGGUCAGGUGCUGGGCCUACCUGAGCUGCUAGGCCAGGAGUCCAGAUGGAACUACUUAUUUUCCUUCCUGGCAUUGCCUGCUGUGCUGCAGCUCUGCGUUAUGCCUUUCUUUCCAGAGAGCCCUCGCUACCUGCUGAUUGAGAGGAGGGAUGAGGCUGCAGCAGAGAGAGCCUUUCAGAGAUUCCUUGGAAAAAAGGAUGUUUCUCUUGAAUUGGAAGAGGUCCAUGCAGAGGCACGAGUUCAGAAAACUCUCCACACGGUUUCGGUCUUACAGCUUCUGAAGAAUCGGGGGGUUCGCUGGCAGCUCAUCACAGUCUUGGUCACCAUGGCCAGCUAUCAGCUCUGCGGCCUCAACGCUAUCUGGUACUACACCAGUAGUAUCCUACACGAAGCAGGCUUUGCUGACAAUAUUGUCCCGUAUAUAACCCUCAGCACAGGAGGUGUAGAGACUUUCUCCGCCAUCAUCUCUGGUUUAGUAAUAGAGCGAAUCGGGCGAAAACCUCUACUCAUAUUUGGCUUCAGUGCCAUGGCAGUGUUCUUCAGCCUACUCACAGUGUUCCUCAAUUUUCAAGACAGUGUGUCAUGGAUGCCCUACCUCAGUUAUUUCUGCAUACUGGCAGUAAUUGCUUCCUUCUGCUCCGGACCAGGAGGCAUCCCAUUUAUCUUGACUGGUGAACUGUUUGAACAAUCCUACAGGCCUGCCGCGUUCAUGAUUGCAGGCAUUGUGAACUGGCUGUCCAACUUUGCAGUGGGCCUCUUGUUUCCCUUUAUACAGGAGAGCCUGGAGACAUUUGCCUUUCUGGUGUUUGUGGGGGUCUGUAUCGUGGCACCGAUCUACCUCUUUGUCGUCCUCCCUGAAACCAAAAGUAAAACAUUCACGGACAUAAACCAGAGUUUUGCCAAGAUUAACAAAGUCCCCGUCCCCUCCACGACCCAUGAAAUGAAGCUCGUUCCGUGUAUUGAGCAAGAUAAGAACGGAGAAGUGCAAAAUGUCUUUAAGAUGGAGAGUUCCUUUUAAAUCAACACCAGUUGUCGUGAGGGAGCACUAAGAUGCACAAUAACAAUGUUAUUAUUUUUAUAUAUUCAUCAUGUUAUAAAGACACAUUGCAUCGUGUUAAAUCACAUCAAGAUGUCAAGUAAUGAUUCUGAUUUUAAAAUGCUCAUCACAUCAACAUUACCCAAUGCAUACAAAUUAAUUUAAUUGUUGUACUCUCUGUAGUUGGAUUGUCAUUUAAUCAAUUUCACACAGUAGAUAGUCAGUUUCAAUCUUGUUGUCUGAGAGGAUGAACACGCCACGCCAACUUUGCAUGUUGUCUGUGGCUGACAGAUAAUGUGAAAUUAUGCCAAAUUAAAUCUUUCAGUCUGCAUAUCAAAUCUGUCGUCUGGAGCCAAGACACAACUUAAUCCGCGGAUGCUUUCAAAAGUUGUAAUUCUCACGUUUCAAAGAUACCUGUGAGUGUUGUCAGAUAAGGCUCUCUUUGUAAGACGCUUCAGCCCAUUUAUUUUGAGAGUUGGUUGACUACAGUGGCUGAAAAAAGUAUUGAGCACAUCGCCAUUUUUCUCACUAAAUAUAUUUCCAAAGGUGAUAUUGACAUGAAAUUUUCACCAGAUUUUGGGAACAACCCAAAUAAUCCAUACAUACAACGAAAGUAGAACAAAUAAGAUCAGAAAUUAAGUUGUGUGUAAUAAUGAGAAAUGACACGGGGAAAACAUUUUGAACAAAUAAGAAUCUAAAAUCUAUCAAUAAUCAAAGAGCAAACCACCCCCUUAUCAGUGCAACUGAAUAUCAGCUGGUUCAAUCCUAAUUGAUGGCCUACAACAUGGUCUCAUUGCUAAGGUGGGAAUCAAGGCACAUCUCAUAGCAAAGAGCUGUCUCAAGACCCAUCCAUCCAUCCAUCCAUCCAUUUUCUUCCGCUUAUCCGAGGUUGGGUCGCAGGGGCAGUAGCUUUAGCAGGGACGCUCUCCCUUGCCACUUCAUCCAGCUCUUCCGGGGGGAUCCCGAGGCGUUCCCAAGCCAGCCGGCAGACGUAGUCUUUCCACCGUGUCCUGGGUCGUCUCCGGGUUCUCCUCCCAGUGGGACAUGCCCGGAACACCUCACCACAGAGGCGUCCAGGAGGCAUCCAAAUCAGAUGCGCUAGCCACCUCAUCUGGCUCCUCUCAAUGUGGAGGAACGGCAGCUCUACUCUGAGCCCCUCCCGGAUGACCGAGUUCUCCCCCACCCUAUGUUUAAUGGAGAGCCCGGACAGCCUGCGGAAGAAACUCAUUUCAGCCGCUUGUAUCCGGGAUCUUGUUCUUUCGGUCACGACCCACAGCUAGUGACCAGAGGUGAGGGAAGGAACGUACCUCAACCUGUAAAUUGAGAGCUUCGCCUUUCGGCUUAGCUCCUUCUUCACCACAACGGACCGAUACAAAGUCUGCAUCACUGCAGACGGUGCACCGAUCCGUCUGUGGAUCUCCUGUUCCAUUCUUCCCUCACUCGUGAACUCUCAUCCCCGACCUGAAGAGGGCACGCCACCCUUUUCCGACUGAGGACCAUAGUCUAAGAGAUGCAAUACUGAGGCCACCGAACUGGACCCCCUCUAUGCCUAGGCUGCACCCACCUGCAUUCUGUCCAUAAAAGUUAUGAUCAGAAUCGGUGACAAAGGGCAGCCUUGGCGGAAUCCAACCCUCACCGGACUUACUGCCAGAAAUGCGGACCAAAGCCUGACACUGGUCGUACAGGGACCGAAAAGCCCGUACCAGGGGGUUCGGUACGCCAUACUCCCGAAGCACCCCCCACAGGACUCCCCGAGGGACAAGGUCAAACGUGUUCUCCAAGUCCACAAAACACAUGUAGACUGGUUAGGCGAACUCCCAUGCACCCUCGAGGAACCUGCUGAGGGUGUAGAGCUGGUCCACCAUUCCACGGCCAGAAAACCACACUGCUCCUCCUGAGAUCCAGCUUCCUGACGGACCCUCCUUUCCAGCACCCCUGAACAGAUCUUACCAGGGAGGCUGAGGAGUGUGAUCCCCUGUAGUUGGAACACACCCUCCGGUCACCCUUCUUAAAAAGGGGCACCACCACCCCAGUCUGCCGAUCCAGCGGCACUGUCCCCGAUGUCCAUGCGAUGUUGCAGAUGUGUGUCAACCAGGACAGCCCUAAAACAUCCAGAGCCUUUAUGAACUCCGGGUGAAUCUCAUCCACCCCCGGGACUUUGCCACCGAGGAGGUUUUUAUCCACAUCGGAGACCUCAACCCCAGAGAUAGCAAGAGCCUGCCUCAGAGACCCCAGACUCUGCUUCCUCAUUGGAAGGCGUGUCGGGAGAAUUGAGGAGGUCUUUGAAGUAUUCUCCCCACCGACUCACAACGUUCCGAAUCGAGGUCAGCAGUGCCCCAUCCCCACUCUAUACAAUGUUGAUUGUGCACUGCUUCCCCCUCCUGAGACGCCGGAUGGUGGACCAGAAUUUCCUCAAAGCCGUCCGGAAUUUCCUCACCGAAUUCCUCACCGAAUUCCUCACCGAAUUCCUCACCGAAUUCCUCCCAUGCCCGAGAUUUUGCCUUAGCGACCACCAAAGCUGCGUUCCGCUUGUUCUAACGGUCUCAUUGCCCACAUGAGCAUUGAAGCCUCCCACCAGAACGAAGGAGUCCACAGCGGGAGCGCUCUCCAGCGGAAGCGCUCUCCAGCACCCCCUCCAAGGAGUUCCUUGGUUCCCAAAAAGGGUGGGUACUCUAAACUCCUGUUUGGUGCAUAGUCACAAACAACAGUCAGGACCCGUCCUCCCACCCGAAGGCAGAGGGAGGCUACUUUCUCGUCCACCGUGGUGAACUCCAAUGUACAGGCGCCGAGCCGGGCGGCAAUAAGUCUAUCCACACCUGCUAUUACCGUGGGCAACUCCAGAGUGGAGAGAGUCCAACCCCUCUCAAGAGGACUGGUAGCAGAGCCCAAGCCGUGUGUGAAGGGAAGCCCGACUAUAUCUUGUCGGAACUUCUCGACCUCACACACCAGCUCGGGCUCCUUCACUGCCUGAGACACAACAUUCCACGUCCCUAGAACCAGCUUAUGUAGCCGGGGAUUCCGAUAGGCUGCAAGUCUCUGAUCGGGACUUUGGGCGGGCCCUCGGGUACACUGUCACUGGGCCCUACUUUUGCUCAGUGUGCUGUUUGAGCUAUAUUCACUGAAUGGCUGUCCUAUCUGUUUUUAGAGAUUGCAUAAAAUCAACCAUAAAUAAAUGUUCUAUACUGGAUUGCAUAUAAUUACAGUCCAUCUGCCAGGUAAUUUAUGGUGAGAGGCGGGGUACACUAGCUUGAUGACCUGUCAAUUAAAGGACUGACACGUAGAUAGACAAUACCAUUAACGCUUAUAUUCACAACUUCCUGAACAAACACCAUCAAUAAACCUACACCUGCUACAUUUCUGGUACAACAGAAAUUCAUCCGAUGGUCGGACAACAAAAUAGGAGCUGCAUUCUUUGUAUGCUCCUGUACACUGCACAGCUAAAAAUUGCCCCCGAUUCAGUAAUUUUGGAAAGCCAUUUCAUCCCCCACAAAAAAAAAAAAAAAAAAAUAAUUUUCUCCAGAGCACAUCACUCGAUUUUCUAAAUUCUUGGUGCAUUGUACAAAGUUUCAAGUGGCAAUUCCAACCAGACUCAGCAUUUUGACAGACUGUCAUUUUUGGAAAACCUGUUUCACUUUGCUCCUCAUCCAUUUUUAAAGCAACCAUUUUCAAGAGACGGCUUUCCAUCCCAUCUGCCAACUGCAAUACAUUGCAUCAUCUGAUUUCCAUUCUUAGGCUGUCUUUGGCUGUGCUGCAGAACUGACAAAAACACAAUUAAUGCUCAUUAAGAAAAAAUAGAUUCUCCACCUGUGGUUGAGUUAAUUUAAUCCCCAUGUUGAGUGGAGAUGUGUGAGCAAGGUGUUUAUUGGAGCUGUUGUAAGAGCGUGAUGAGUAGUUAUUUACGGUGGUGCUGUAUUUCUGGUAGUGGUGGGCGGAUCGAUCCAAAUAUCGGUCAUAUUGAAACCAAAUCGGUGUCGGAUCGAUAAUAGCAUGAUGAGAUCGAUUCCGAAGUUUCAAUUUUACUCUUGUAUGCACUGCUGCAGUUUCGUCAAACAGGCGGCAGCCAGGUUACCGAACUCGCCGGUUCUGUCUCAGCACAGAGCAGGCAAACUUUGCUCCUCCUCCCCCAUCUUGUGUUUCGGUGUUGUACCGUCGCAUGACUUAGCAGUGCAAAAAAAUAUAUAAUAAUUAAUUGCGAUUCAGCAAUUUGAUGAUGUAUCUACCUAAAUUAUUGAAAAGUAUCGGUAUUGGUAUCGGUGAUACUGGUCCAUUAUUUCCUUCGUAUCCGAUCGAUACCAAAAUAUGCCAUAUUGAACACCACUAAUUUCCGGUGUGGAAUAGACUGGUAGCCUCUAAGUCAUACCUAAGAAACGAAAAAAAAUCCACUCAUGUAAAAGGAAAGAAAGAAGUGCACUUGAUGUUUUUGUCGAUUUUUAAAACAAUCGCAGCCUCACUGCUCUGCUACACACACACACAAACACACACCUAGUAUAUUCUCAGAGAUAUCAUCCUAGAUUACAGGCUUUGUAACGACAUCUGUCUUUGUUUGACUAAAUCCUUAUUUAGUACUCUCUGUCAUGCUCAGUGAGGUGCAUCAGUGGUUGGCAGCACCAUGUUCACUUCCAGUCCACCGAGGGAAACUGGGCAAAGUUGCAGUGCAGCGCUGGCCUGCCUGCGGCUGUGUGUUCAUGUAUCUGCAUACUACAACACUGUGCAAGCAUUACUCUGCCCCAACAGUCACAUUCAAUAAAUGUUGCUUGUCCAUGUUAUUCACAACAUUGCCAUUAAAAAAAAGAGAAAGUGGAAUAAAGAAAACAUCAUACAUCAGAGAGUUGUAUUGGUAUGUGCCUCUAUAAGUGGUUUGUUUCACACUACUGCCAAACAACAAGGAAAAAGUCAACGUGAUUAUCAAAAUGGGAUGAUGAAAUACAGUAAAUAAUGCAUAUAUGUCAGCAUCCUUACAGUACAGUGAGUGUGGAUUAGGAUACAUACCACAUACACAUUGCAGUGCAUAGAAAAAUCCAGUGUGGCGCCUUCCCCUUCAGUUACUUACUGUAUUGCACUGACAAAUUAAAUUGACUCAACACAUGAAAUGAUUGCAAUUUCAAGGUAAUUGAUGUAAAUUGGUGUUUUUGUUGUGAAUGCAAUUCAAUAAAAGCAAUUUACAAUGUAA